UUUAAAGAUUAAUUUUGCUACAAUUAUUUGCAAAUUUUGCUGCUUUUUUUUUUUUUUUAACUUGAAUUUCAAGGGGAGCCAGUGUGUUCUCACUAAAGUGGGGAAGGGGUCAGCUGUGUUCUCACUGCGUUCUAGGCAGAUAGAAAAAGGCUGCAGACCGAACUGGACUUAUUUACAGGUCAAUGUUGGGUCGAGGUGUGAAGCGGAAGUGGAGCAGCCUGGAGGGUGCUGAGGCCGAGCAGCUCCCCGAUGCCGCAGCGACGGAGGACAAGAGGCCAGACACAGCGUUGGAGGACUCAGAGGAGGAGGACAGAGGGGACCGAUGGUCCAGGACCGACACCGGCCACCUGCAGCAGCGGCAGCUGGUGCUCAGCCUCUGCCUGGAGAAGCUGCAGCACUACCAGGCCGGCGUGGAGCUCAGCCUGCGGCGGUCCGUGCUCCUCAUCAACACGCUCAGGCAGAUCCAGGAGGAGAUGCGGAGCGACAGGACGGAUGUGCGGCUCAGUGGCGUGAACCCCGACAGGCGUCUCCUCAGGGACGACUUCAGGGAGGAUGAGUCGGUCACGUGCCCUGGCUGCACGGAGGGAGACGCGGAAGGCCCGUCUCCCCCGCCGUCCCCCGAACCGACAAACACCGCCCCCACGGAUUUACAGAAACCUCCGCCCAACGCUGUCGGUCACACCUUUAGCGAUGCGGGAAGCGCCAUGGGCUACCUAAGUGACCUCGCCCUGGAUGAUAUCUUCGAGGACAUCGACACGUCCAUGUAUGAGACUUCGGAGUUGCCGUCCACCUGGGCAGCCGGCUCCCUGUGGCCGGUCAGCGUGUCCUUCUGGCCCGACGACGACAUGAAGCCACGUUCCUCGGCGGGAAGCCUCCAGUCGUGUCUGCUGGACCUGAACGAACUGGACCACAUCAUGGAGAUUCUGGUGAAGUCCUGAUCUCCAUGACAACGUCACGUGCAGCCGGUCGAUCAGAGGUGUGAAGGUUUUGGAUUCUGGAUGUUUCACACUCUGAACCUGUGCAGACAUGAAGCUGAAUGACCCUCAUCCCUCUUUAACGAGGAACCAGAUAUGCACUUAUUGCUCGUGCCUCAAAGUAGAAAAGAAAUAUUUAUUACAACUUUAGUAUAAUUUGCAUAUGAAUUAUAGAUGCACUGAUCCACUUUUUUCACAACCAAUACCAAUAUUGAUACUGAUACCGAUAUCUAAGGUUUAGAGCCGAUCCGAUGUAGAAAAACAGCUGAAUUGACUUAAAAUGUUUUUUUAAAGACAGACAUAAAUAUGCUAAAUUACAAAUUUAUUUGCUAAUUCUACACCAGAACAGCUCACCAAAAUACACCAAUAGCUUCACUAGCUGGUCAAAAUGGAAAAACAUUUGUUCAGUCAGUGUAAUUAGGAGAGGAACAGCUGAUAAAACUGAUAAAAACAACAGGUUGACUAUUUUAGUCGAACAUGUAAAAACAAACUGCAGCAAACCUUCUUUCAAAUGGUUCAGAAAGAGCAACUAGGGAUUAUAAAUAUAAUGUAAAAUAAAUAAUAAAGCAGCAAGCGUAGAAUUUGACUGAGUAAAUCUACCUUUAUUGAUUGGGCACAUCGUCCCUGAUAGCCAAUCUAGAAUGUUUUUCAAUAUUUGAACUGAUACAGAUAUUAAUAUGGGAUCAGUGCAUUUCCAGUAUGAACAUUUAUGUACAUAUAGGCAUUGGCUUAUAUGAGAGUCUCACAGUAUGCUAACGUUGAACAGACAUACCAGUUUCAUGCGGUUGUGAUGCUCCUUUAUGUUUCCACAUGCUGAUUGUUCAAGUUUUAGGUGACUGGAAUUAUUUUCAAAAAUCUGAAAAUGUUUUUUUGUUUGUUUUUUUUAAGUGAUGGGAAAUGCAGUAGCCUUCUUUUGGCCAACGGUAGGGCGGUGUUCAGAAAAAAGUGGGGGAGGGGCCAAGGCUCUGUUACGCUCUGCAGCACAGUUUUAACCAGAAACAUUUUAACAUUUUGGACUCGGUGUCAGGCUCAGAAAGGCUUACGGAGAGGUUUUUGAUUUGAGAUCAGCAGAUUUAUAGGUGAUACUGUCCGUGAAGUCAAACUUCAUGUAGCAACCGGUAGAAUAUAUUUUCUACCGCUUUCAGAAGCGGACCAGGAGCUCUUUACCUUGACAACAGAUUGUUUUAGCUGUGAGGCGAACCAAAGACUAUGUCAUGUUUGUGUUCCUUCACUUAGUCAAAGCGUAACUUUUCGGAGAUCUGCUGUAGUGAAGUUCUGUGUGUCAAACGACAGCUGUGGACGAAGGAACCCGAGUGGCCAUGAAAGCUGCGUCACUCAGUCUGUCAGAUCAGGCCUGGGUUGAUAAUUAAUUAAAGUCCCUUCAGUUACUCAAGAGGCUGCGCUUCAGCCAGCCAGGAGGGCAAAGGCCUGACUUUCCUGUUAGUUAUGGGACUGAAAGCUUUCUUUUUAUGGAAUGCCAAAAGUGCCACAAUUAAAAAAAA
Poecilia latipinna (sailfin molly) is the source of this 2476-nucleotide messenger RNA. Its product is annotated as cell division cycle-associated protein 4-like. The transcript has 2 exons. Lineage: Eukaryota; Metazoa; Chordata; Actinopteri; Cyprinodontiformes; Poeciliidae. Gene Ontology annotation, molecular function: transcription regulator activity. The coding region runs from base 183 to 938 and encodes 251 amino acids. The record is from RefSeq and is a predicted model, not a curated record. Gene Ontology annotation, cellular component: nucleus.